Molecule: messenger RNA, 3292 nt
Organism: Monodelphis domestica (gray short-tailed opossum)
Lineage: Eukaryota; Metazoa; Chordata; Mammalia; Didelphimorphia; Didelphidae
Gene: SOX7
Product: SRY-box transcription factor 7
Biological process (GO): cell differentiation; positive regulation of transcription by RNA polymerase II
Cellular component (GO): nucleus
Molecular function (GO): DNA-binding transcription activator activity, RNA polymerase II-specific; RNA polymerase II cis-regulatory region sequence-specific DNA binding
Source: RefSeq, a predicted model, not a curated record
GUCCUUGGCAGGUCGGAGCAGCCUUCCACUGGCCCUGGCCCUUUGGGAGGGGGCAUAGUUAGCCGGAAUGGAAGGAGGAGCCGCUGCACCUUUAAGUAUCAUUGGAGGAAGCGACAGCCCAGGAGCUGAUAUAUAGAGGGCAGGCCGCCGCCGCAGUCGAUUGUGGGGCGCCCCCGACCUGACCCGCGUGAAUCAGCUGGCGAGCUGGGCUGCUGGCGCCGGAGGGUCAGAGCCUAGGCCGACCCCAGCCAAGAAGGUCAGGGUGAGGCGAGUAGUCUGGGCGACCAUGGCCACGCUGCUGGGCGCCUACCCCUGGCCGGACGGGUUAGAGUGCCAGGCUUUGGAUGGGGAGCUCUCUGACGGGCUGGCCUCGCCCGCAUCCCAUCGUACCCCGGGGGAUAAGGGCGCGGAGAGUCGCAUCCGCCGGCCCAUGAACGCCUUCAUGGUAUGGGCCAAGGACGAGAGGAAGCGACUGGCAGUGCAAAACCCCGAUUUACACAAUGCGGAGCUCAGCAAGAUGCUGGGAAAGUCCUGGAAAGCUCUGACCCUCUCCCAGAAGAGACCCUAUGUGGAUGAAGCCGAGAGGCUCCGGGUGCAACAUAUGCAGGACUACCCCAACUAUAAGUACCGCCCUCGUCGAAAGAAGCAACUCAAGCGCAUCUGCAAACGGGUGGACCCAGGUUUCCUGCUGAGCAGCCUGUCUCGGGACCAGAACUCCCUCCCGGACAAGAGGUGUGGCAGCAGGGUUUCUGUGGGGGAGAAGGAGGAACAUGGUGAGUACUCCCCAGCUACAGCCCUUCCCAGCCUCCGGGGCUGCUACCAGGAGGUGCCCAAUGGCAGCUGUGCCAGUGGCAGCAGCUCCACUAGCAGCGUGGAUGCCUACCCGUAUGGGUUGCCCACCCCACCAGAAAUGUCUCCAUUGGAUGUCCUGGAACCUGAGCAGACCUUCUUCUCUUCCUCCUGCCAGGAAGAGCACCCUCAUUCCCACCGUCUCCCACCCAUGCCAGGAGCCACGUACUCUCCAGAAUACAUGCCCAGCCCCCUCCACUGUAAUCACCCAUUGGGCUCCAUCGCCCUCACCCAAUCCCCAGGCGUCUCCAUGAUCCCCUCGGUGACCAGCUGCUCGCCUUCCCCAGCAUACUAUUCUCCCCCUGCCUUCCAUGCUCUCCACCCCAACCUUCAGGCCCACUUGGGCCAGCUCUCCCCUCCCCCUGAGCACCCAGCUUUUGAUGCCCUGGAUCAACUGAGCCAGGUGGAACUCUUGGGGGACAUGGACCGGAAUGAAUUUGACCAGUAUUUGAACACUCCGGGCCAUCCAGACUCUACGGUCACUCUCAGUGGACAUGCCCCAGCCUCCCAGGGGACACCGGGGGGGCCCCCGGAGACCAGCCUCAUCUCGGUGCUGGCCGAUGCCACCGCCACCUACUACAACAGCUAUAGUGUCUCCUAGGCCUCCGGACACCCUCCUCCUUCUCCUCCGGGUCCUCCGAACUCAGCGGAGAGACGAAACAGUAUUACCGCUGGCUUUGCUCGACACGAUGCCCCUGAGCGCUCCCCAGAACGUGUCAGAGUCCAAGCAGGCGGAUUGGGAUCUACUUCAUCUGACAAAUAAAUGGACUUUGGUGGACCCACGCUCCCUUCUUGACAACUAGUGCCACUUCCCUUCAACCUGUUCUCUGAGAAUCUCGCUUCCUAAUUCUCUCUACGAGGUGGACAUGUCAAUGGAAGUCUCCUCCUGCCAUUUAAGACUGAAUUUUUUUUCCCUCUGACUUUCCUCUAGACUCUCCUCAUCCUAUGAAAUAUAAUUGCUCUUACUCCAUCUUUGGGAGUCCUUCUGUUGUACUCUUUUCCUGCAUGCCCCAGGCACGAGCUUGCAGAAGUUGGCACAAAAAGCUUGGAUUGCUGGGUCAGCCUAGUGGAAAGAGCUGGGGACAGGGAGUCAGGAAAAGUCCUGCUCCCAGACAAGCUAUGUGACACAGGAUGGCAUUGAUCAUCUCCAGGCCUCAGUUUCCUCUUCUGUCAAACAAGGCCAUUAAUCUAGGUGGUCUCUAAAGUUCCCUCCAUCCUCUUGGGAAACAAAAAUUGAUUAUGCUUUCAAUAGUGCUCUCUGCAUUCUGCCAAUUUUUUUCCUUUUUAAUUGCUGCUUUAAAAAAAAAAAUCUGUAAGAGAAACCAAAUUAAAACAACCACUCCCAUGAUUUGGGAAAUUUUUAGUUUAAGGGUUAUGGAAAAUAAGAAUGUAGAGGUGAAAGGAAGAUAACUAAAGACAUUUUUACAAACUUCUAGUCAAAAAUACACGAAAACAACUGUAAUCACUUCUAUAUCUGAAGAUACACUUGAAUUGUUUCAUAUACAUCCAUCCAUCCAUAUAUAUACAGGACUAUUCUGGAAUAUUCCCACCAAACCCCAAAGUUUCUCUUAACCAGAAGGGCCCUGAAGCAGGUUAGGACCAAACAGACUCACUCUAUUCCAAUACUGGGGCUUUUUGGAUCUAUGUACCAUAUUUUGUUGUAGCCCUCGCUCUAUAGGAAGGUUCCUCCUUCGUCCCUUAUCUCCGCCUCUGCUCCUGUCUUGCUUUUUUCUCCUUAUUUCUCUACUUCUGUCCUUCCUUUUGUCUCUCAAAGAAAUAUAGACACUCACCCUGAAAGAUUUUAUGAGCCCCGCUCCCAUCCUAUAGACAUUUCCAGCCUUCUCCAAAGCUUUUGAAGGAAUAUACUCAACCCUGAGCAACAAGACCACUGACUGUCUUUCAAUUUCAGUGUAUUAUUGCUUAUCAGGAACCUGUAAACUGAUUAUAUAUUCUUCCCCCAUUUCUCCCUGUAUUUUGUAUUGUUAAAAUUUCUCAUUUUUCCUUCCAUGAAAAGUUUUAUUGUAAAUCAAAUAUAAAAACAUGAUUAAUCUUCAUGUUAUUACUGCAUAUGAAAUUUGAUAAUAAAUAAUAAAUAGUUGUAGUUAUGAUUGACUGAUGUGCAAUCUUGAAUGUGUAUUAAUUAUCUUGUCAAACACUACAGUUAUUAAGCUAAAAUGUUCCAUCUUUUAUAAGGGAAAUGUUUGCUUUGGAACAGCUGUGUAGAUAUGAGUUUGUUUAAAAUAUUUAAUUUAAAUAAACAUUUUUUUUACCAUGAUGAUUGUAUCAUUUGAAUCAUAAUUUUGCUCUCCAAAAUGCAAAAAGAAAAAGGUUUUCAUGAGAGAAACAUUUAUUGUAUCUAUAUGUGCAACUUUUGUAUGUAAUAUUAGUCAAAAUCUUUUCUACGUUAACUUUUCAAAAAAUAAACUAUUUGUGGAUAUAUUUA